Molecule: messenger RNA, 1726 nt
Organism: Linum trigynum
Lineage: Eukaryota; Viridiplantae; Streptophyta; Magnoliopsida; Malpighiales; Linaceae
Source: the annotation of a GenBank genome assembly
AUGUCUCUCUUUCUUCUAAAUUCCUCUUUUGUUAUGAUUUCUUUUUUAUCUCAGGGACAAGAACAAGAUGAAGCAUGUUGUGGACAGCGGGAUAAUGACAAGAUCAAAGGCGCGGUCGUCCGAUUUAAUGGAGCUGGAGAAUGAUGUAUCUCCGGUAAAGAAAGCUAGAACUGAAGUCGGUGUGAUCCCUCCAUCGACGCCGGGAUCAAAUAUGAUUGUUCUUGAUGGUGAAUCGAGGGGAGAUGGCAAUGCUUUAGUCUGGAAAAGUCGUACCAGAUUUUCUACCUUGCAAUUCACCGAUAAGGUAAUUACAGCAAUGACUUGCCACUUGACCCUGGACGAAAUUACGAGAGAUGCUGGCCGUGGGAGAAGAGUAUGUUUUCUGCCUACUGAACUGCAGGAAGUGGUACUUAACUAUGGCAUGACACCGAAAAAAGCUUUAGAGUGUUACGGUACAAAGUUUCUCACAACAGCUCACACCUGCAGAAAGUUGUGUCUGCCAAUGAAGGAUAUCAUGCAUGGUGAUGACAUUCAUUGGUAUUUAGUAGUCAUCUUGAUGGAUGACAAGCAAGUUCAUAUCUUGGAUUCAUAUCCUUCUAAAGAGCGCCAAACACCUCGUAAAGAUGCAGUACAAACUAUGAUUGGAUUUCUCGAUGCCUUGUUCGAGGAUCUUUAUUUACAAGUGGAACAAAUGUGCGAUCCCCCAGUGAUGAAGGAGUUCUCUUUGACAAUUCCUUCAGUUCCUGAACAACGUCACGAGUAUGACAGUGGCGUUUGGGUGUGCAUAUGGAUGAUGGGUGCAACUUGGGAUGAAGAUUAUUUUAUAUGGCCAUGUGGAGAUAUGAGGAGAAUGCAACUAGCUUUGUAUUUGGUCAAACAACCUGCAAAUUACAUAAGACAUGUGGUCAUCAAGGAAGCAAAUAGGAAUGCACCAAGGUUUGAACUCGAGACUCGUACGUACAAGGAAGAAAAUCGAAAGAGGCUGAACAAGAACUAGAGCUAUAUGGAGAUAGUGCUUCCGUGAUUUCGUAAUUUAAGCUUGCUUUUUUUAUUCAAGGACUUGUUCGUUACAUGUUUCACUACAUUUCAUCAGAUUAACGGUUGCAUUUCUGUUGGGUAUUUUGGAUGAACAAAUUUCAGUUUACAUUAUCAUGAGAUUCGGUUCUUUUCGUUCUAUUGAACUUGGUUGAUUGUUGAACUAGUUAAGUUUAUGGUUUGAGAAUCUUUGGUCUAUAUGUUUAGAUACACAACAUUGACAUUUUUUGGUGUUUGAGCAGCCGAUAGCUUAGCCUUGGAAGAAUUGGGCCGAGACCCAAAGCUUAUUUUAUUUACCUUUCUCACCAGCCCACUCAAAAGAUUUUCCUUGGCCAGUUCACAAAUCAGACACCAAGCUUUUCCCAAAACUCACCGUUUCACAAACCCAAACUGAUCCUUCCCUUCUCUUCGACUGAAAUCAAAACCCCCUGUUCUUUGCUUUCAACCCAGACACAUGAACAGAGUGCAACAGGAUAUCAGCAAAGCCAAUCAAGUGCAGAAAAUAAAAGCACAACACCAAAUUUUUACUUAGGAACCAAAUACAGAGAGUCUUAAGAAAACGAAAACGACAACAUUAUUUUGUGUCCACUUCAGUAAGCCAGCAUCCAUCAAGUAGCAGUUGCAUCGUGCUGCCACCUAGUGAAAACAACAACAGCAGCAACGAAAACAACAACAAAGUAAUGGAUCAGGA